AUGAAGGCAGCAAAACCACUCGUUCUCGACGGGCGAACGGGUGAAGGCGGCGGCCAACUCGUCCGACUGGCCUGUGCCCUCGCCGCCGUGACGGGGCAGGCGAUCCGCAUCACCAACGUGCGCGGCAACCGGGCUGGAGCUGCCCGCGGCGGCGGCCUCAAAUCACAGCAUGUCUCGUCCAUUGCAUGGCUGGCGCGGGCGACCAAUGCCCAGGUUGACGGUUUAGCCGUCGGUUCGCGUACGCUCGAGUUUGCACCCAAGGCUCCACCAACGGCUCUCGCACAGCGCAGCAUUUCCAUUGAUGUCGAAUCCCCUGCCGCGAGUGCCAUGCUCAUCUUCCAGGCCAUACUGCCGUACCUGUUGUUCGCCGGCAAUGCUGCUGCGGCUGCCGCGGGGAAAGGAGACGGCAUCGAGCUUGAGAUUCAUGGCGGCACCAAUGUUUCCUUCUCAUUGAGCUGGGAGUACUUGGACCAAGUCCUUUUACCAACACUAGAGGACCAAUUCGGCAUUGUGAUCAAGAGACAAUUGAAGCAAAGAGGUUGGAGUCUCGGCCCCGCCAAGAAGGGCUGCGUGCACUUCCAGUUCAACCCAUUGCGACCCGGCGAGAAGCUGACCUCGCGAGUACCAUGGAACAAGAGAUACACGGAGGAGGAUUUUGAGAUGGAGAAAAUCGACGCAACCAUUCUGACGCCGACCCAUUUGCAUGCUCCCCUGCAGCAGGCACUUGCCCGCGAUCUAGACCGGCUCUUCCCCAACGUCGACGUCAACCUUGUCGUCACCGAGGACAGCGGGCACGAGAGCCGCAUGUACGUGCUGCUGGUGGCGCAUUCAAAGACUGGUCUGCGCUGGGGCCGCGACUGGCUCUACGACAAGAAGUGGAAGACAAAGGCGCCCGACGCGCUGGCCCACGACAUGUCGAAAAAGGUCGCGGGCGACCUGCACGACGAGAUUGCGCUGCGCGGCGCCGUGGACGAGUUUCUCCAGGAUCAGCUCGUGGUGUUCCAGGCGCUUGCACAAGGACGUUCGAGUUUCCCUCGGGACGAACGGGGACCUGAGGACAUUGCUCUGGGAUUAGGGGGGCUGGAUAUCGAGGAGGAGGGAGACGAGGAGACGAGGAUGCGCAAGGACAAGACGCAUGAGCCGUUUGGGCAGGGAAGCACGCAUACUACCACGGCCAGGUGGGUGGCUGCUGAGCACCUGCCGCAAAUCAACUGGUAUAACAAAGGAAGAGUUUGUGAGGGGGCGGCUAUUGGUUUUGAUUGA
Molecule: messenger RNA, 1263 nt
Organism: Pestalotiopsis fici W106-1
Lineage: Eukaryota; Fungi; Ascomycota; Sordariomycetes; Amphisphaeriales; Sporocadaceae
Exons: 1
Coding region: 1-1263 (420 amino acids)
Biological process (GO): RNA processing
Cellular component (GO): nucleus
Molecular function (GO): RNA-3'-phosphate cyclase activity
Source: RefSeq, a predicted model, not a curated record